GAAAAAUCCAUAAGUCUAAACUAAAAAGGAAACGGAAUACGACAUAAACUUAUUUUACAAGUGCAAGCAAUAUACUAAAACAUUGGAUACAAAUGAGUUAAAAAAAACAAAUUAUUUUGGAAUCAAACACUAAAUUAUGAGUAUUUUGCUAGCACAUUCAUGUUGUCUUCAUUUAUAUUAAUAUUUCUUUAUUAUUUUAGGUCUGGAUACGAUGCGGUGGAUCCUGUUUUUAUUCUCCAUUUUCCCAAUCCUAUCAACCCACCUUUACUUUCAAGCAUACGGUGCACACCUAGAAAUCACGGACUUGAAUGACAACCCAGGUAUUGUAGCUCUUAAAGUAGGUAACACUUUCAUUAGAGAAGGAUAUGAUUGGUUAGUUCAUACAUUCAAAUUAGAUACUUUUCAAGAAAUUUUAAAUCAGUAUGAUAUAAUGAUAAGUCAAAUAAAUUCAAAUGUAAACAUGAAAGAUUUUAAAGAUAUUCUAAAAAUGAAAUUUAUACAAACAAGCUUGACAUUACAAAAACUUAGUCCUAGAAGAAAAACAAAGAGAGCUAUUAAUAUUCUGGGUACGUUGAUUAAAACCAUUACAGGAAAUUUAGAUAAUGAUGAUCUAGUUACCUUAAAUCAAAAGAUUAGUUACCUACAUUAUUCAAAUAAGGAUCUUAUUAUGAAUAACAAUGAACAAAUUAAAAUAAAUAAUCAGUUUCAAGACAGAAUUAACAAUUUAACAAAAGUAAUUUACAAUGAAAAAGAAGAAAUAGGUAAACUUACACAUCAGUUUAGGACAAAUAAAAACAUGAAGGUCUCCUGGGAACAGCUACAACAUUUCCAGAGGUUAAUCUUCAACUUAGACGUAAUUCAACGGCAGUUGGACGAUAUCUCGGAUUCGAUCGUCAUGGCUAAAGUAGGGGUUUUAUCCAAGAGCAUCCUUCAAGCAACGGAAAUCAACUAUAUUAUUGACAAAUUGGAAAAUUCAGGAGUUUCCGUAAACAGUGACGAACAGGUUUACGAAUUUUUAGAACCAGCAGCUUUCUACAACGGUUUAUGUAUUGUGUUUCUCAUAAAAAUUCCAAAAUUCUUACAAGGAAUCUACCAGCAAAUUAUUGUGGAGAAUAUUCCCAUCAAUGAAGAAAUAAUACCGAUCGAUUUCACGCACGCAGUUUUAGGGACGAACGUAACAUUUGUCAUGAACGAUACUUGCGUAAACAUCGAACAAAAUAUCAUUUGCAAGUUACAGACAAUGAAGAAUGUCUCUAAUGAUAUGUGCAUACAUCGAUUAUUAAGAGGGAAUCCCAGUAGCUGUUCAUUUAAAAAAUACAAUGGAAUUCAUGAAGUUAAGUCCAUGGGAAACGGAAAAAUUCUGAUUCGAAAUGCACUCAAAGCUGUGCAAUUAAAAAACAGUUGUGGUUAUGGUCCUAAAAAUCUUACAGGAUCAUUUCUUAUCACUUUUAGAAACUGUUCUGUCGAAAUAGAUAAUCAAUCGUUUGAAAACACCCAAUUGGACUAUAGCAACAUUUUGGAAAUGCUACCAUUGCAAUCAACAUUAAUCAACAAAUCGAAGACUAUAGUAACAGACACACAAAUCUUACAACAAUUACAUACCAACAAUAGAAAGCGUAUUGAAGUUUUGGAAACAAAUAAUCAUCAUGUUUCAUACGGAGGAACUUUCACGGUAAUCAUCCUUCUAAUAAUAACUGGUUACCUGUUCAAAGAAAUAAGGACAAUUUGGACGAAAAUUUUAAUCAAACCAAGUAAACCCACGGACACCAACAUCGAGUUGAACCGGGACGGUUCAAGCUAAGAAGGGGGGAGUUAUGUCCGAGCCUGCCAGCUUACCCUUAUCAUAUCGUGGUUAUCACCCAGCAUCAG
Molecule: messenger RNA, 1869 nt
Organism: Wyeomyia smithii (pitcher-plant mosquito)
Lineage: Eukaryota; Metazoa; Arthropoda; Insecta; Diptera; Culicidae
Exons: 2
Coding region: 212-1801 (529 amino acids)
Source: RefSeq, a predicted model, not a curated record